AUGGUAUCCUCGUUGUCAUCACCAUCUACUUCACCUUCGAACUCUAUGCAACUCGAAGUUUCACCUUUACGUAUCGAUACGAAAUCGAUAAAUGAUCAAUCGGCCAUGAUGAUGAAGUUGACGGAUGAAAGUAUUGUGGCAAUACAAAAGGCACAAAAGGCACGAUUACCAAUACGUAUUAAGAUCGAUUCUCAAGGUGGAACCAUUGAAAUCGGUUCAUCGAGCGAUAAAUUGACAAAAUUUAAGUUUUUCAUUCAAAAAAUUCAUGGUGAACCGUCGGAUGCAAUUUUAUUCGAUCGUGUUGAUGGUUAUUCGACAACUGCAAUUAUUAAAUCGAAAAUACAGGUGCAAACAACGGAAAAAUCUUUGGCUGAAACUAGAGAAAAAGCACAAAAAAUGGCUGAAGAAGAAAAAAAGAAAAAAGCUUUAAAAGAAGAUAGCAAGCAUAAACGCGAUCACCAUUCUGUGACUGUUAAACGAGCAACAAAUCCGUUAGCAAUCGGCGCACAGAGACCAAAUGCAUCAGUCAUAAAAGCAAAUCAAUCAGAUUCAUCAAGAAUUACAUCAAUAAAGAAUUCUACAAAUCCUGGAAAUAGCAUUUCAAAUGCUUCUUUUGGUGGUGAAUAUGUUCUAGCAGGUGCACAUUCAUACGUAAAGGCUGAAAUAAGUCGUCGACCCUUGCGAAAACGACUUAUUCAUUUGAUUGUGCUUGGCCGUUUCAAUAACUUCGAUGAAAUUAUUUCGCAGUUUCGCAAGGAUUCUCUUAACGAAGAGAUAAAUCAGGAAGAUAUUGCAAAAGCGCGCGAUAUUAUUGACGAGAUAUCUGAAAUAAGUCGAGAAACGAAUCGAUUGCAGCUAAAGGCAGCAUAUUUUAAUGAGGUAGAUGCUCGUUGGCCUGGUUUCAGUUCAGACGAGAAAAGUUUUGUAAGGAAAAUAUUAUCAAGUAAUUUUGGAAUUGUGACAAAUUUUGCUCCAACUCGGAAAAAAGGAAUGGCACCGAUGACAGCGCCAUUAUCUGCCGCUACUCAUGGAAAUAGCAUCAGUCCAGAAGGUGGUUCAUUGGCUGUAACAAAUCCGACAAGUUUGCGACCACCAUCAGCAAAUUCAACGAAAAAAAUUUCCCCCGAACGCCAAUCUUCACACGCUUCUAAUACUAAAAAUCUUAUGUCAUCGAAUAAUGGCACUGUCAAUGUUAAUACAGAACAGCAUACGGGCAGCGAUGAUUCUUCUACAAGUUCUGUAAAAAAGAGAGCCUUACCAUCUUCGACAGUUGUACCCAACAAACGUCCUCGAAAUGAGUCUUUAUCGCCACCUGAAGAUCCUUCUUGCGCAAAUCAGCAAUCUCAAAAUUCUCAAAAAACUGGUCAUCGUAAUGAAAAAUUGAAUAAUAAUAAUAACAAUAGCAGUAAUAUGAAUGAACGACAGCAACAACAGCAAGUAAGCAAUAGUGGUCAGACGAGUAAUAAUAACACGAAUAGCAUGACGCUUGCAAAUUCUCCACUGACCUCGGUCAAUUCAAGCAAAGAUUGGUCAAAGGAAUUCGGCGAACCGAGAAGUCUAGCUGAAGCUGAGAAAUAUUUCGAAAUAUUUAAUGAGCAAUAUCCGAUAUAUAUGGAAUGCUAUAAUCGCUUAUCUUUAAUUUCCGAUGAAUUUAUUGAAAUGGAUAAACAGUUGAAGGAGAUUCCAAAAAAUAGUCGCGAAUACGAGAAGUUGGAACGAACCAUUCAAGCGAAAUUCUUUCAAUAUUACCGUGAUCCUGGAUUCCGUCAAACACAACAGAAACACGCAGAUUUGCGUGCUAAAUUAGAGGUCUUAAAGAAGCGAAUUGCUUCAUGGGAAUCGAAUUAUACAAAAGCUAUAACUGAUAAUGAUAAUCGUGAUUUUCGUUUGUAA
Dracunculus medinensis (Guinea worm) is the source of this 1893-nucleotide messenger RNA. The record is from the annotation of a GenBank genome assembly. Lineage: Eukaryota; Metazoa; Nematoda; Chromadorea; Rhabditida; Dracunculidae.